This is a messenger RNA of Diatraea saccharalis (sugarcane borer), 693 nucleotides long. NCBI's taxonomy places the organism in Eukaryota, Metazoa, Arthropoda, Insecta, Lepidoptera, Crambidae. The record is from the annotation of a GenBank genome assembly.
AUGGCCGAACAGGAAGCGUGCGCGACCGCCGUGACGGAGGCGCUGGCGGCGGCCGGCGAGGUGACCGAGAGUGGCGACGGCGAUACACGCGAGGAAGAAGAAGUAACCACUGUGACAUCGAGCGUGAGGAGGAACUCAUCGGAAAAAACAAUUAGCAGUAGUACUACUACUAAAACUACAAAAGUUAUCGAAAGCAUGACUCGGCCGGCACCGAAGCCCGUUUCGCCAUUUGCCAAGUUCCGACAGCUCGAGAAACAAAACUCAAUUAAUAGUCCCAACUCACCCAAGUCGCCGCAGAGCCCGGGCUCUCCGUCGCAGCCAUUGUUCAAGUUCACGGAUCCCGCGCUGCAAGCCAGCGCUCUCACGAUAAAAGAACGAUUGCUGCAGUGGUGUCGCGACAAGACCCGGGACUACGAGAAUGUGAAGCUGGAGAACUUCUCGACGAGCUGGGCGGACGGACUGGCGUUCUGCGCGCUACUGCACCACUUUCUACCAGAAGCGUUCGACUACUCGAAGCUCACGCCUGAGAAACGUCGCCACAACUUCACGCUCGCCUUCAAAGUUGCCGAUGAGAAGGCGGGCAUCUAUCCCCUACUGGACGUGGACGACAUGGUGGCGAUGCGCAAACCCGACUGGAAAUGCGUGUUCACCUAUGUGCAGUCUAUCCACCGCCGGUUCAAGGACCAGAACUGA